CUACAUUCAUUUUCCAAUGACAUUUUUCACAAUUAUUUUUAUGUUAAACGAAAACGGUGCACUCGUCGCUUCCGUUGUCGCGGAAGGGUCCUAGAAAUACGGCCAUGAAACGGUUAGCCUCCGGGUUUGCAGCGGGCACCACUUGGAAAAUGCUACUCCCCUAUACAAAACUCAGCUCCGCCCCCCCGUCCACGCUAAACUCACUCAUGAAACAACGAGACGAGAGGCGAGGAUUCAGACAUCCGACUUCACGGUCGUGCUUUACCGCUGGAGCAUCACCACCGUUCAUGCAACACGCCUGCAGAGCUCUCUUUAUCAAAAUAGCGCAAACAGUUGCGAUUAGUGGGGCUUGAGAGGAACACAUUAGUGUCUCGAGCGAACAAUGAACGCGGGCUGAUUUCUCAGGGAUUGAAAAACUCUUGGAGAAUAAAUGGAGUCAAGGAUAUAGGGAACUGAAAGAGGCCUCCUGCUGGCCCCUUUCACUAGGGUCUGGAGCGCAGCGCCGAGUGGCCGAGUGGACUGCUGGGAAAUGAAGUCCAGUCUGAAACAAUGGUGGCGAAUAGCCCUCGGCCUAAUGCUGGCCUGGGUGCUGUUGUUUCUGGGUCUCCUCUCUUACUUUAUGGAGUCCCGUGUGGACGAGCUGCGAUCGCCGGCCGCUCUGUCCUACACGGACACCCGCCGCCUGACCUCGCUGCAGGGCAACCCCCGCACCGUUAUGUCCAUGCAUCUGGGUCUCUCCUCUACCCCAUCUGGCUCCAAUAACACUCGGCAGGGGCAAAGUCGAGAGGAAGACCCCAGCAUCGAUCCCCAACCUAGUCCACUUAGCCAGGAGGCCUAUCCCUAUCCAGACCCUCAGAGCCUGGCGGCCUGGUCUGCAUUUGGCACCCAGGACGUGGGCUCGAGAUCGGCCGCACUGAGUCGCAAUCGCGAGAGGCUGGAGAACAGCCAGUAUUCACAUCAGCAGGAUGAAGAUGAGGAGGAGGAGGUGUUGGUGGGAGGAGAAGAAGACAAGGAAAUGAGGAGGAGGAUAAUGAAGAAGGCAUCUACACGCGGCAGGUCGGACCCAGAUUAUAACGAUAUUCCAAAACCUGUAUCUCACAGCCUUUGGAGAGGAAGUUUGUCGGUGGACAUGCUCAGUCCACGUCUCAAGAGGGCUAUGAAAGACUACCUUAAUAAUAAUAAACACGGCGUGGCCUACACAGGAUACCGAAAGGCGCAACAGAGCAGCAAACAAGUGUUGUGUGAGCUGAAGAGGAGGGUGAAGGUUAGAACUUUAGAUGGAGUUGAGAUGCCUUUCUCCACCCUAGACUGGGACAAGAUCGUUCCUGCCUUACCCUUGAAUAAACUCUUUGGGGGUGGCUUCAAAACCUGUGCCGUGGUUUCCUCUGCUGGAGCCAUGCUCUACUCGAGGCUUGGCAAAGAGAUUGACUCCCAUGAUGCAGUUCUGCGGUUCAAUUCAGCUCCCACCAACGGUUUUGAGAGAGAUGUUGGGAAUAAAACCACCAUACGCAUCAUCAACUCUCAGAUUCUGGCUGAUCCCAAGCAUCAGUUCAACACAAGUUCAUUGUAUAAGAAUAUAACACUAGUUGCCUGGGACCCUGCGCCAUACACCCUCAACUUGGAAAAAUGGUACAUCAAUCCAGAUUACAACCUGUUCGCACCAUAUGUGGAGCACAGGACUCACUUUCCAGCUCAGCCUUUCUAUAUCCUCCACCCUAAAUACAUCUGGCAGUUAUGGGAUGUGAUCCAGGGGAACAAUGUGGAGAACAUUCAGCCCAACCCACCCUCCUCAGGGUUCAUAGGUAUCCUAAUGAUGAUAUCUUUAUGUGAAGAGGUCAACGUGUAUGAAUACAUUCCUUCACUACGACAGACCGACCUGUGCCACUAUCACGAGCGAUACUACGACGCGGCCUGCACUCUGGGCGCAUACCACCCCCUGCUAUAUGAGAAGAUACUCAUCCAGCGCAUGAACGAAGGCACUGAGAACGAUCUCAAAAAGAAAGGCAAAGUCACACUCCCCGGUUUCAAGAAGAUCAGCUGUGAGCCCUGAGCGCAGAGACACAAAAACUGGGUAAAGCAUAGGACAUCUGCAGACCAACGCAGGACUGCGCAGGGACUUGCCAGCGGUCCGGACCGUGCUUGUAUAGACUAGAGAUGGUGUUCUGCGGACCAAAACCACCUGAUGUUGGGCACUUACAAUUGCAUUUCCUGAGCCUAUGCUUGAAUAAAGAUUGUUAAAAUAGCAAUAGAGGUGUAAUGAGAAGCUUUUAUAGAUCUUUGAUCUUUUUGGUUUAAAAAGCCAUCAGAAAACAGUUUGGUUUUUUUUUUUAUUUAGAAUUUAAGGUAACAGCAGUCGUGCACACUGAAAUCAACAUGAGAACAAUAUAACAUAAGCACCUACUCACUUUUGUUAAAUUCCUUUUUGGAGAUUUAAAGCUGUUUGCCAUACGUUUGUGUUUUUUUGGAAACUUGAUCUCUUUUACUGCUGUAAUAGACAUUGUCCCACAUUGACAAGCCUUUAAAACAAAUUGUUGGCGCUUCCAGAACUUAUCGCUUAACUGUGGUAGAGGAACAUGAGUAGUAGAGUAAUGGUUUUCUUUCCACUCUGCUUAAACGUUCCUCCAUUUUUAAUAACAAAAGCAGAUUUUGCUCACGUUGUAUAGUCCUCUUAUUGAACAAGAUGUUAAAAUCGGAGGGAAAAAAAGAUGAGAGUGUUUUUUCUCAAUUGUAAUUCUUGUCAUUUUAUACUUUGUAGAACCUGGUGGGUUACAGUAGAAUAAUGCAGAAUAAGGAUUGGUUGAUUUUAGUUUAUAGGGGACUUUAAAACUGCUGCUUGGCAAUAUAAGUACAGUUGUGGUAUUUGUUUAAUGUAAACCGAGGUAGCCGGGUCUUUUUUAAUGUCCUGUAACCACUAAAUUGGUUUCUCAGCUCCCGUGGGAGUUUUCUUCAAAGCGAAUGACUGGCAACGCAUCCCUGCGUUGUCUUCUAUGUACAGCUGUUUAUUUCAAUCGUUUCACUGUUUUUUCACGGAUGUUGAAAUUGACAUUUGCUUGUGUACACUGUUUCAAUGUGUGUCAUUGAAAAGCGUUCACGAGCUGAUUGUCAUUCCCUGUAGAUAUAGUGAGUCAAGCUCUAGUUUGACUGCUCAUGUAUAUUGUAGAAGUAAAACAGUAUUUCUUUCUUUCACUCAGGAGCUUAUGAUACUCUCGACCAGGGUGAAAUAUUUCGAUGUCCCUGUAGACUUAUGAUAAGCCGAGUUGUGUAAAGCUAAUAUUUGAACUUCACUCUAGCAAGUUUCCCCAUGUUGGGGGAUUUAAGACAUGUAGGCCUUUUUUUUUUUACUGUGUGAUGCUUAACAUGUUAGAUUGAAUUUAAUGUAACAGGCUUGAAGCAAAUAUUAUUACAUAAUACUGAACCUACUGUGUGUUUACUGAAGAUGACUCGCUGGUGCUCAGUCUGGCCUGUCUGUGCGCUUCAGACGUUAUGAUUCCAAUCAGUGUCUGUGGUGUUCAGAUAAUUGUCUUUGGCCUUGUUGCCACUUUAUUGACUGGCUUUUUAUUGAGGGUACUAGAGAGCAGAAGGAAAUUUAUUGGAAAAAGAGAGAGCAAUGAGAAUUGGAGAAAAAACGACACGAACCAGACUCGAACCCGUGUCCCCUGCGUUAUCACUGGUGCUCAGUGUACGGAGGGCAGGGCUAUGUUUUUCAACCUGUGUCGGACAAACUUUUGUGUGUUUACUGACCUAUUGACAGACUUAAACUCUGCUUUCUCUUUUUUGAUUGUAAGUAUAUCCGAGUCCUUCUGUGAAUGUCUUUUCAUGAGCCUUUAUCGAAAGGUAUCUUAGUAUCAACCUGUCAGAUGUCUAACAGACAGAAGAUAAUUUUACAGAAUUAUUUCAAGUGUUUAUUGUAAAAUUUAACUUUUGUUUAAUUUCAAAUGUCAUGGCGGGAUAUUCUUGGCUAUGGGGAUCUUGAGGGCAGCAAGAAAUGUACAUCGAGCAUGUGAUGAAAAGCAGAGCUUGUUAGUAUUUAUGGUAAAUAUAUUACCAUCCAAGUCAUGGAGGAUUGAAUCGUUGUUUGUAACGGGAAAUUGAUUUUGGUCUCUUUAAACGGUUCAUGCUUAUGGGAAUUAAAAGGAAUUACAGGUAAUUUUACUGGUGAACUUCAAUAUAGUGUCCUAAAUGCACAGUAGAUUCCUGAGAACUGUGCCAAAUGUGUAUCUGUGGUGCUGUGCAUCUGUGCCAACGUUCUUUCUCUGUACUGUACAUUUCAGCACAUUUUCUUUCAUAUAUCUGCAUUGCUUUUUCUUUCCCUACAUUUCCUUUUUCUAAUAAUCUUUCUGUAGCUCUGAUUCACAUGGCCUUUCAAUGUUUUUUUUUCUUUAUCAUAUCUGUGAGAAUUUAUGUGCGAGUUGCUCUUUAGACUGUAAAUAUCUAAGAUUUUCAAUAACAAACCAUGUCAAAUUUAAAUGCCAUUGGAUGUUUUAUAAUGUUUAUUUCUCCAUAUGUUAAUAUGCAUUUAUCACUGAAUUCAUUUUAAAACUGCUAAAUGUGUUUAAGUGUAUUCUUUUGACCACUGUUUCUAAAAUAAAGCCUUGACCGUUGACUUGUAA
Molecule: messenger RNA, 4610 nt
Organism: Triplophysa dalaica
Lineage: Eukaryota; Metazoa; Chordata; Actinopteri; Cypriniformes; Nemacheilidae
Gene: st6gal2a
Product: ST6 beta-galactosamide alpha-2,6-sialyltranferase 2a
Exons: 7
Coding region: 530-2050 (506 amino acids)
Molecular function (GO): sialyltransferase activity
Source: RefSeq, a predicted model, not a curated record